AUGGGAAGCCUCUCCGAGACCUCGACGUUGCCGUACUGGCAGGUCAACGUCCCGCCCGAGAGCCGCACGGACGAGUGCCCGGAGGGCCUCCGCAACCUCUCGGCCAAGGACGUUGGGAUCCUGCGCGCUCCGGACGGCGCCUACCGCCCGCAGACAUGGGACGAGGUCCGCCGGCUUGUGGCGACGAACCGGCUCGACCUGUUCCAGCGCGUGCCAUCGGAGCUACGCCGAUACCGGCUGUUUAUUCAUCAUCUGAUCAAGGAGCACGGGAGCGUCAUGAACUUUGUCUUGAAGCACCGGCUGGGAUGGCAGGAGCCGCUUGAGGCUGUAGGGAAGCCGUUCGAGACGGAGGGUGAUUGGAAGGUGCUGUAUAACGACUGGCCGUACGGGAUCGAUUCCCGGAUCGUGCAUCUUGUUGUCUGGACAAAGUUUGAGCUCGAGGAGAACCCGGCGACGGGAGAUCUGACGGAAGGGGCCAGGGGGGAGAUUGAUACCUUUGUGGAAAGGACGUUCCGGGCAAGGACAAAGCCUGACACGGUCAUUUGGUUCAAGAACUGGCGGAGUCUCAAGUCCGUCCACGCCGUCGAGCACUUCCACGUCAUGCUCUUCGACCCUGAUCCCGAGUUCAUCCGGGACAUUACCAGCGGGGAUGUCCCGCAGUGUGACAAAUUUGAGGCAUGA
Messenger RNA from Colletotrichum spaethianum, 681 nucleotides. Its product is annotated as N-acetylglucosamine-induced protein 1. The coding region runs from base 1 to 681 and encodes 226 amino acids. The transcript is spliced from 2 exons. Gene Ontology annotation, biological process: N-acetylglucosamine metabolic process. Gene Ontology annotation, cellular component: cytoplasm. The record is from RefSeq and is a predicted model, not a curated record. Lineage: Eukaryota; Fungi; Ascomycota; Sordariomycetes; Glomerellales; Glomerellaceae.